AUGACAUCGAAUGUAUCUCCUGAGACGACAACUUCAACAGUACAACCAUCAUCUGCAAAUGAUCUAACAUUGAUCGAACCAGGCGGAACAAAUAACUUAGAUGCUGCGGAGCUAUUAUAUAUCCCACCUUUGGAGCGAUCUUACGUUGCCUCAGUUUUGUAUCAUUUUCCGGAAAGACGUAGCGCAUACUCGUUUCCAUCCGAAAUUGUUUCGCUAUGUAUGCCAAAAGGCUUGAAAUUUUACACGCAAAACGAUGUUCCACCUCCAGCUAUGCAUACAUUUGCGAAUAUUCGUGAAGAUGGUUCACGUAUUAACGGUUGUUCACUUAUUUAUUAUGAGGAAGUUAAAGAUACUAGACUAUGUGAGUACAUGUCACAGCUGCAUACCGAACACGUACGGGUCUUAACAGCUCGCGAAAAAGCCACCGAACGUGCACACGUUCCUCCCGGUACUGUUUCUGGUGGUACACAUACUCUUCCCAGAGGAAAUCGUAAGAAUCGAGCAAAACGAACUUCAUACUACGACUCGGGCAAUUCUCGGUUAUAUGUGGCUAAAUGUAUUUGCCUUAUUACCCGCAUACCUUUUGUUUCUGCCGGUGAACAUCUACUGACUGCACUUCAUUCUUUAUUCACUUCUGAAGUACAGCCUCCUCCUCUUCCUCUGGAGAGUUAUAUCUAUUGGAUUUUGAAUGAGGUUCCACUUCCAGCGCCGGGUAGCACAUUAAAGAUAUGUUUGGAUCGUGUUGACAUUGUUCUGCAAAGGCCAGGUCCUAAUGAAUUACCUUUUUUCGAUCAUCCUAUCAGUUCGUUGUUCGAUUUGCUCACUGUUGAUAAAUUUCUUCGACUUUUCACGUGUUUUCUUCUUGAACAUCAAAUAUUACUGUGUUCCAGGAGUUUCCAACGUUUAAUGCUAGUAGCUGAGAGCUUGUGUUCAUUGGCUUUUCCGUUUCGUUGGCAACUUACAUACGUUCCAAUUUUACCUUACUCUCAGUUAAAGUUUAUGGAAGCACCGGUGCCUUUUGUAAUGGGUUUAUGUUACGAAGAUACCAUAUCAGAACAAAUUUUUCAAGGCAACAUAUGUGUCCUAGAUAUCGAUUCCGGUGUACUAAAUAUGCCGGAAGAUGUACCAGCACUACCAGAUAGAGUUGAAUUUGCAAAAGAAAUUGCAAGUGUUCUUAUGAGAUAUGAAGAGCAGAAUGCAGUUUUGGAUGGUGAAGUAGUGAGACGACAGACAGGUAUCACAGAAAAGGAUGGCUGGUAUAAGAAACGCAUGUCCCGUUCAUUUGACGGCGAAACAUUGUCAGAUAUGCUGGAGGAGGAUAAUUCUUUCAGACAAAUAGUGUCAAGAAAAGAUCUUGCUCCAUUGCCUUUUGACGAUGUCCUAAAACAGAGUGAAGUUUUAGCUAGAGUUACUGCAAUUGCACAUCGUGCAGGCGUUAGCAUACCGUUUGAAAAUAUUCAGAAAGAGUUGCAAUCCAAUGAUCUUUAUACAAAUUCUCCAGUAUGUCGCGAAUAUUUUAAGGAUAUGAAAAUAAAUAAUGCUCUCCGUGAAGUGUUUAUCAAUCGAUUUGCAUGGCUUCUUUACUCCUAUGAACAUUUUGUUAUCAAUCCUGCAUGCCAGGAUCUUGAAACAUAUUUUGCUAGUCGAGAAUCGGUUACUAAUUUUGACAAAGCAGCUUUUCUUUCCGACCAACCAAGUAAAAACCUACCAUUUUUGGCUGCAUUCUUAGAAACGCAGAUGUUCACUUCAUUCGUUGACGCGAAAAUUGUUUCACAGUGGGAAGCAACAGCAGACGAAAACCUCAUAAUUUUCGAUUCUCGAAUACAAACAUUACGUACGAAGUAUGGUCUUCAGAUGGUGCGUACUCCUACUUACGAGAAGGCUCCACCAUCCUUCGAUUCAGAAGAAACGAUAACAAGACGUGAAGAGGCACUUGAUUACAUUGUUCCUCUACCACAUGAGCUUCCUGGUACAUCGGCAAAAGCAUAUAAUGGUACGUUUCCGGAACUUAAUGAAACUGUUUUGGAAGGUUCUUUUGUACGAAGUCCAGCACCAUCACCGUGGAAACAACGCCACAGAAGGUUGAGGCCAAAGUUGUUAGAGAGUAUUGUUGUGGAUGGUAACACAUCAAAUAAACAGAGCUCAUAUAAAUCGGAUACGCCAAGGCAAAUAGCACAUCAGAAUUGGAAAUUUGUUGAACAGUUGUUGAAAGAAACUAAAAGUAAAACAAAGCGAAUGCUUGUGGAAAAAAUGGGUAGGGAAGCACUGCAACUUGGACACAGUGACGCUAUUGUAAACGGUCUUGAAGAGAAUACUUUAGUUGCUUCAUUUUGCGAUUUAUUGGAACGAAUCUGGGCCCAUGGUUCAGUAAAGAAACAGGGCAAAUCAUCCUUAUGGGCUCAUAUCUUACAUCAUCAAGAAAUUGAGAAGUUGGGAAUGUUGUCCCGUGGUCAUACACGGAGAAAUUCAGCACUAACUCCAGGUGUAGUUGAGAUAGAACAAGAAUACAUGAAGGAAGAAAAGACAUUCGUAAGUGGCAUGGAUGAGGAUACAAUUAACGAGCUUGCACGAACCUUUCGUCAGCAAUGCACUGAUGAUCCUCAUACGCCUGGCUGGUCUCUUCCAAUACUUCGCGCUGCUAAUUUCAUCUGUGAUAAACUAAGUUCGAGUGUGAACAGCAACCUGGAAUAUUCGAACUGGAAAUCGCCAGCUCGAACAGUACGCCCAUCAUGUCCGGUUAUUUCUGAGCGCUCCAGGUCACCGCAGAAAAUGUCGAGGAAGGGGGCUAUUUUGCAUAGAGCAAAUUCUUUUGGUGAUUUCGCUCCAUACUGGACUACAGCUGGAAAUAAUGUGGAUGAAAAUAUAACUGAUUCAUCACGUAAAAGGAGUAAUUCGAGAACUGGUAGUCCUGAUAUUCGACAGUUCUUUACACCACUUCCUAUGCAUAUUGCUUAUGAUUUGAAGAAUGUCUUACGGAUGACAGAUAUCAAAACUGACAUUGGUUAUGCGCGGGCAUUUGUUCGCCUUGCUUUAGAAAGAAAACUUCUUCAUAAGCAUCUCAAAACCAUUCUUGGCAACACGCAUCUCUUAAAGCAACUAUAUAAACGAUAUGCCUUUUUACGGUGCGACGACGAAAAGGAGCAAUUCUUAUAUCACGUGUUAUCACUAAAUGCAGCUGAAUUUAACUGUUUUACCAACUCAUUCAAGAAAACAAAAAUGCAGUACCAUGUUUUGUUGGUUAGUCGAAAUUCACGUCCAGUUAUUUCAUGGCCUAUAUGGGUGAUUAUCACGGGAUCGUUGUGCUCAACGACUCCAAUCGAACUAAAACAGGGCAUAUUCGAUUUCACAUUCGAUCAUAGAAAUCUUGGUAUACUGUCAACGUUAAGAAUUGGGCAUGGUAAUUUAAAUGUUUCUAAUGGGACAUCUCCGAAGUGGUUUCUUGAUUAUAUAUUGGUACGAAAUGAAAUAACAGGACAGAGUUAUCGCUUUAACUGUGGUCGCUGGUUUGGUAAAGGAAUUGAUGAUGACUCUCUAGAGAGAUUGCUUGUUGCCGAAAAGGAACCACAGAUUGCUCCUAACGAAGUAUUAAUCGAAGAAUAUUCUGCUGAGCGUAUUAUUAAAGCUAAUUUGAAAAGUCGAUCUCCUCCUAGGUCCCGAUCACCAAGCACCAGCCGAUCUGAAAUAUCAAAUCAUAAAUCAUCAAGUGCACAUUUGACAGAAAUUCAGCAGCAGCUUGGAGAAGCAGUGAACGCGUUAGUGAAGUACUUCUACAUUAAUACGGAAGGUCGUAGUCGUGGUGAAUUGACACAGUUACUUUGCGCGCCAGGGAAGGGUUUCGUAAGCGUAAUGGUUGUUGUUUUCACAUAUGGCCGUCAGGAUUCCAUUUGGUCGUCUCGUCUUUUUCGUUCAUACUACCCAUGGGAUUACAUUGAGAAGGUUUGCACCUGGUUUUGGGAUCUAGUACGUAUGGAAGAUGCAAAAAAGCUGACUCAGGAACAACGGUCUCUUAUCAUUCAAGCAUGUCGCCUUGUUCGCCGCAUUUCUUCCAAUACUUUUCUGGGAAAAGAUGGCAAAUUCCAGUUAUUCAUUUUAAUUGCUGUUCGAGAUCAUAUACUGUCGGGAUUGUUGCCAUUGAUGGCUCGGUCUCCGAUAACUUCGCAGAUGUACGAAGAGCCAUCUUUUUUGCGAACACCGCAUUAUUUAAACUACUUAUCAAAAUUGAUUAGUUCACUUAAUGAAUUCCAAUUUGUCCUGGAAAAAUCACUCACAUAUGGUAUAGAGUGA
Molecule: messenger RNA, 4284 nt
Organism: Brugia pahangi
Lineage: Eukaryota; Metazoa; Nematoda; Chromadorea; Rhabditida; Onchocercidae
Source: the annotation of a GenBank genome assembly